GUGCAUGCCGGGCUGCCGUCCGAGCGCUGUCUUCAUAUCGCUGGAGGACCGACGUCAGUGUUUGUGCUAUUUAGGGGAAGAUGGCGGAGGCUGCGGCUCUACCCCCUCAUCGGUUCUUCUGUCACUGUUGUAAGGGAGAAGUGAGCCCCAAGCUCCCGGAAUAUAUUUGUCCAAGAUGUGACUCGGGAUUCAUAGAGGAAGUAACAGAAGACUCCAGUCUACUGGAGGGUGGCGCUAUUGGAAUCGAUGACACAGCCACACAGUUUGCAGAGUUAUGGCACCUUCUGUUUGUGGACCGGCCUUUCACAACGGAUGGCGACAGCCCAGAUUCCGAGCCCAGGGUCCCUGGAGGGGGUCUGGGAGGUCUCAGCGGGCUAGGCGGGCUCGGAGGGGGGCCCAUCGGGGGUUCGGUUCCGGCGGGUCUAGGGGGUCCCAUCGGGGGUCCGUUUGGGUCUGGGGAACACUGGGGGCCGGGGCGUCCCCCUCGCCUGCACAGCCAGCGGAGGUACCGGUCCAGAGGCAGCAGCAGACCAGACCGGUCUCCUGCGGUGGAAGGGAUUGUACAACAGUUUCUGGCGGGUCUGUUUGUCAACUCUGGAGUCGCCGGGUCACCCCCUAUAUCAUGGACAGGGAUGCUGCACUCUAACCCGGGGGACUAUGCCUGGGGACAGGGAGGACUAGACGCCGUAAUAACGCAGCUGUUGGGACAGUUUGAAAACACGGGUCCGCCUCCAGCAGAGAAGGACAAGAUCUCCUCCCUCCCCACCGUCCACGUCUCUCAGGAACAAGCAGACUGCAGUAUGGAAUGUCCUGUUUGCAAAGAGGACUUCUCAGUCGGGGAGCCUGUCAGACAGCUACCCUGUAAUCACUUCUUCCAUUCAGACUGUAUAGUUCCCUGGUUGGAAAUGCAUGACACGUGUCCAGUGUGCAGGAAGGGCUUGAAUGGAGAGGACAGCAGUAGCCAGCCUCCCCCAGAGUCCCCCUCCCUCGCCACGGACUCGAGAACACAGGAGAGAUGGUCCUUCUGAGUCGCACACAUUCCCUUCUUCCCCCCCCAUCUAUGUUCACAGAAGUACCCAUUUCUUCUCCUCUCCCCUUCAUCACUACUACAAAAAAUAAACAUUUGCUUUGGUUUUUCCUUGACAUAUUCCUAUAACCAUGUACUCUGGACACACGCGCUGUGCUACAUGUUUUCCUCUCAUACUGACCUCGACGACCAGCCCAGGUGCAGUAUAUCUCGCUGUCGAUUUCCAGAGAGAAAACUAAGUUGAUUCCUCUGUGUCCUCUCACCAUACCGUAUGUUUUAUUUUUCCAGCCUGAAAAUUGCACUGCUGUAAUACACUGUCAUGGAAGCUCUCUCUGUAUUCCACAUGUUUUGUCUCUCUUCUGCGCUCAGCCUACACUCUGCUGAAGUUGAGUCUCCUAAAGUCUUAUGUUCUACAUCAGACACAACCCUUUUGCAUUGGUUUAUCUGUUUUCCUCCAAGAAAAAUAUGGGAAAUAAUGGCUUUACGGAGGGCCACCGACAGAGGUUGUGAAGGGUGUAUUAGGGUAAAGGUAUGGUCUUGUCUUUGGUGACAUCUGAAAGACUUAAAGGUUUUUUUAAGGAGAAGGCGGGCCCAGGGUCUUCCAGAUAAAGAGUAAACCCUGUUUUGUUUUGUCUGUCAUUAACAUCCAGGCGUUUGUUCUGCUGUAUAUAUUAUAUAAAAAAUAAGUCAUCUCUGCUCAUCAUUUUAUUAAUUGGUUAACUUGUCUUUUCUUUCACAUUUUUAUCACUUUUUUAUGUAAAUACUUUUAGUCCAAUUUAUGGUUUGAAAUUAAUAAACACGGCGAAUGAAAAAAAAAAAGUGAAAUCUGAUUAUCAAAAUAUGUAUAUUAUAUAUAUGAAAAAAUGUGUAUGAUGUUAUAAUAAAUUGGAACAAAUGUUGUA
Gadus macrocephalus (Pacific cod) is the source of this 1929-nucleotide messenger RNA. RefSeq names its product ring finger protein 115a (gene rnf115a). The transcript is spliced from 9 exons. Gene Ontology annotation, cellular component: nucleoplasm; cytoplasm. The coding region runs from base 81 to 1028 and encodes 315 amino acids. Gene Ontology annotation, biological process: protein ubiquitination; positive regulation of DNA-templated transcription; ubiquitin-dependent protein catabolic process. Lineage: Eukaryota; Metazoa; Chordata; Actinopteri; Gadiformes; Gadidae. The record is from RefSeq and is a predicted model, not a curated record. Gene Ontology annotation, molecular function: ubiquitin protein ligase activity.